GUAACAAGGAACCACGCAUGCGCGGUGGCUUCAUUGCGACCAGAAUUGUUUACAUCGCGGCCAUAGUAAAAUUAAUCCCGGGCAUACAGGUGCAAAAAUGCUACCAAAAGAGGAAGAAUUUUCUGUUCUUUUGGCUAAAAAAGAACAGGAAUGGAGAGACCUCCAGCAGCUCCAGGUUCAGUUUUUGGAGAAGUCGCUGGAAGAUACAAAGAAGGAGCUUCAAGAACAAAAAGAGAAAUUUAGUUCUCUGAAGAAGGACUUUACCUACAAUCUCAAGGUUUUGGGAGAGAGGGAUCGAGAGCUUGAACAGUUUGAAGUGAUGCUCAGUCAAUUAAAAGUAAUUGAGAGUGGAAAGCAGACCAAAAUCAGUGACUUAAGUGUGCAGAUUGAGAAACUUCAGCAGCAGAUCCAAAAGGAAAAGAAAAAAGUUGAAGACUUACAAAGUCACUAUCAGAGAAAACUGAAAGAAAACCAACUGCAUUUAGAGAGGGUCCGCAGCUCUAAAAACCACGAUAUUGAUCACUGUCGAGAGGAGUAUGAGAAGGUUAAACGCCAACUGGAGAGGAAGAUUGAAGAUGUGCAAAGUGACCUUUCUUUACAAAAACAGGAGCUGAUGCUGGAAUUUGAUACCGAAAUGAAAAAGCAGGAACAUGAGUUUCGCUUACAGCUGGAUGAAAUGAGCACAGUGGUUCUGUCCCAUGAACUUAAGGUAAAGUUACUGACAAAAGAAUUAUCUAUAUUGCGGGAAAAAGAACUACAAAUGUUGGAAUCUCUCCAGCAAGUUGAGAUAGCCAGUCAGAAACUUCAGGAGGCUCUGAAGCAGAAGGAGUGGGAAAUAGAGAAUUUAUCAACAGUAAAAGAUGCAAGAAUAAGAGAGUUAGAAGAUAAACUUAAAGCAUUGCAGCUUCAGCAGAAGAAAGAAGAGGAUACUUUUCAAAGAAAACACGAGCAGCUGGAUCGGUUUGCCCGAGAGAAGGAGUCUGCUCUGACAUCCAUAAAGGAGGCACAUCUGGAACAAGUGCAGAACUUUGAGAAACAAAUCAAGGAGCUGCAUAUGUGUACAGAAACCUUACAGAUGGAGAAUCGCCGGGCCCAGAGCACUCAGCAAGAGCUCCUGGUAGAAAAAGAAGCCAUGAUUGAAAAGCUGAAGCAAGAAGUAGACACACUGAAGAAUGGCUGGGAUUCCUACAUCUCCCAGAUAUCAAAAGAAUCUGUUAACAAGGACCUCCAGAUUCAGGCCCUAAAAGAGGAUGAGGAAAAACUGAAAGCUCAGAUAACAAGAUGCCAGAAGGACAUUGAAAAGUACCAGCAGCAGUUGGCACGCUCAGUGGAGAUAGAGCACAAAUUGGAAGAGGCAAGAAUACAGGCUGAACUAGACUGGCAGAAACGCUGUGAGCUAGUGGAGAAAACACAGUAUCAACACUCUGAGGAACUGAUCGAAAGCCUUAUUAAAGCCAAGGACAAGGUAGCAGCAGAGCUUAAAGAAAAGGACCGUAAACUGAAUGAGCUGGAACUGCUGGUGUCCACUUUAUCAUGGGAGAGGGACAAGGCUGUAGACUUUCUGAAGAAGCAUGGAGCAAAAAAGCUGGACAUGGGAGAAAAGAUGUACGUUGUUGAAGCUGUACAGGAAUUUCAAAAACAGUUUCCUUCUGAUGAGAUACGGAAAUUGCAGGAACAAAACGCUGAGUUAAGGAAUGUGAUUGGCCAAAUGAGGAAAGAAAUGGAGUCUGCAUCUGAACAAAUCAUACCUCCAGCACAUGAUACAGCAGAAGCUUCUGCCAAUGACAAACAGGACCCUGUAUUCACACCAGAUUAUGUCCAGUCUCUUGAAGAUGAAAUCAGAACCCUAAAGCAGAAGAUCAGUAUUAUAGAGGAAAGGAUACAGGAGGAAUCGGGUCCCAAGAAAAACUUGCCAGUACCAGCACCAGCAGUUCUUCCUGAGAAUGCAGAAAGCCAAAGCUACAAAACCACCGGUCCCUUGGGAGCUGACAAAGGGCCUUCUGUUGAAACUACAAAGAGAUUGGAUGCAGGAGCUGCUCAUUUAGACUCCAUGGUUUCACAGCUCACACAGAAAAGUGUAACAAUAGACCAGCUUCGCAAGGAAAUUCAGACUCUUCAACAUCGGCUAACAGGUUGUAAAGUCCCAAAGGAUGUGUGUCCAGAAACCCAUGUUUACAUGCUCAGUAACAAACUGAGAGAAGCUGCAACGAAAAUUUCUCAGCUCAGCCUAGAGAAACAGCAACUGAUUGAUAUGGGGAACAGACUACGAGCAGAGCUUGCAUCCAUUGAGAUUCAUCAGUCUGUCCCGCCAGCUUCUGACAUACAAGAGAAUGGAGUGCAAAAUCGUCUCUCAGCCCUGGAAAAUCUUCAAUACAACCUAACAUCCCAGGAACUUCAGUUUGCUCAGUACCAGAAAACCUCCAACUUUCCUUUAAAAGAGCACAGCACUAUUAGAGCCAAGAAGCACAAAGACAAUGAUAAUACUCCAGAGAUCUUCACAGAGCAGCCAUAUCAUACUGUCAAACAGUCUGGGAGUAAAGAGAACAAAUAUCUUCUGGAACAUCAGGUGAACAUUGCUCCAUCUCCAGUCCCAUCAUCAUCUUUAGCAGAGGCAGACUCCUCCCUGCAGGAUGUUUGGAAACUUCUAGAUAUUGGAUCAAGCCUGUCUCUAAUCAGUUCUCAGGAAGACAACAAGCAAGUGACCUCUGCAAGAAAUAGAUUGGAGCAAAGGCAUAGAAGCAAAGAUGGUUCAUCUACAGACCAGACAUUACUCAAACGGCAGAAAGAGAGGACCAGCAAAUCCGCAGCAGUCAAGCACAGCAAGCCCAGAGUUUCCCAAAAUACCACAAAAAUACGGAACUACAGUGUGAAGGACUGAUUUUAAUAAAUCUUCUUGUGUGACGUGAUUCUUCAUUGAUGGACCCAUAAGGAACUGUCGUGUGGCUAGUCAUGGCAAUAUGUACUGAAUAAACUGAAUCUUUCAUUAAUUAAAACAGGUAAUAUCUGCUUGAGUUAUGGCAAGUGUGUACUGCAGAUCUAUUCUUCAAUUUGGGCUCAAAAAGUAUCAUUACAUAGGGAAGAAUAAACAUAAGUUCCAUGUCAAACCCACCUAGCCCCUGAUUGCCUACCCACCAGAAGGGCGUAAUAUUAUUUUCUAUCAACUGUUGAGUGCCAUCAGCUCUCAUAAGCAGCUUGAGAAAGCAACCAUUAGGAAGUGGAAUGUCUAACUAGUACUCGCUAGUUUUGUGGAAAAGUUAUCAUUAAAGGAUAAGCUCUGUAGAACACCAUUAUAUUCUAUAGAUCUUAUAUUUUAAUCUGAGCAUUUUCCUCCUUUGAAUGGCUGCCCCCACAGCUACGCAGGAGCUUAUUUAAAUGCUACUGUUUAACUAUAGCAUUGUUUCUGAAGCAAACACUACACUUUAACCAGUGUAAGGCAAUACUGCAUGAACUACUUUAAAACUUUUGGUGUUACUGUUUCUUUAAAUGCACAUUCCUUCUAUUAUUAGAUGGCUACAGUCCCUUUAAGAUAAAAAAAAAAACUGUACAAGUUUGGAAUGCCUUAUCCAGAAACCCAUUAUCCAGAAUUCUCCAGGGAAAGGCCACCUUACACAGCAUCCAUUUUAAACAAAUAAUUUUAUUUUUUUUACAAGUAAUUUCCUUCUUUAUCUGUAAUAAUAAACCAGCACCUUGUACUUGAUGGUAACUAUGCUUUAUGAAUCCAUAUUGGUGGCAAAACGGUCAGGUGAUCUCUGAGGGAGCACAGUUAAUAUCGUACAAUGUUUAAAUUACUUUUAGCAGACUUUAGGUAUAUUGAUCCAAAUUAUGGAUAGACCCCUUAUCUGGAAAAUCGAAUGUUCCGAGCAUUCCAAAUAAUAGGUCCAGCACCUGUACUACUGUAUGUAAGCCUAAUACUGUAAGCUACCUCCAUGGAUAACAGACACAUUGUCUACCUGAAAUCGUGA
Messenger RNA from Xenopus laevis (African clawed frog), 3962 nucleotides. It is a transcript of the gene ccdc57.L, whose product is annotated as coiled-coil domain containing 57 L homeolog. The transcript is spliced from 18 exons. Gene Ontology annotation, cellular component: centriole; centriolar satellite; spindle microtubule. NCBI's taxonomy places the organism in Eukaryota, Metazoa, Chordata, Amphibia, Anura, Pipidae. Gene Ontology annotation, biological process: centriole replication; positive regulation of mitotic cell cycle; cilium assembly. The record is from RefSeq and is a predicted model, not a curated record. The coding region runs from base 98 to 2878 and encodes 926 amino acids.